AUGACCGUCCCCAGACCGCCUUCACGACCUCGCUUUCCCCAACUCUUCGCCAGAGCCGAUCAAAUCGCCAGCGAGGUUCCCAUAGACAAUGUCUACUUCUCCCACGCUCUCACCAUGUUGCAAACCUUUGGCCUGCCCUUGGCCUUCUACUUCAAGCCCGUCAUCGUCUUCGUGGCCAUGUCAUGGCUGUUCUAUCGCGCCUAUCAGGUCAUGAGCACGCCGCUCCAGGAACUCGCUGCUCUCCUCGGUUUCGACAUCCCGCCAGCUCCCCUCAUCGACCUCGCGAGUGUCAAGGCAGACGGUGCCAUGAUUCAUUGGUCUCUCCCGGAGAAACAAAAGCAUAAGACGUCUUUGAAAUACGAGAUACACCUGAACGGCGCCGUGAUUAUUGAUACACUUCCUGUACACGAGUCGGCUGCGACAAUCACAGGUCUUCGCCCGGGCUGUUUCUACGUCGUGAGGGUAUCCCUAGUCAACAAUAUCGAAUUCAGCUCCAAAAGUGAACCGAUCCGCUUCCGCACGAAGCCGGCCGAUUCGGGUGACUUCUAUGUCGCCGCUCCCGAUGGGCAGGACACCGAUCAUGAUACUGCCCACGAACCCGUCCCGCGAGUGAGGCCCUAUCGUGGACUGAAGGACAUUGCACCCGCUGCUCCUGAUGCCGUGCCCAUGUCGAGAGAAGUCAGCUCUGGCCAAAGAAGAAGCUUGAACGCGAGCCGUCAUUCAUCGGCAAUGCAAGUGGACAGGCGGGAAUCUUCGGCCGAGGAGACCGAGGCGCCUGAAGGAGCAGAGACCAUUCAGCAGUUGACGGAAAGACUCGAUGCCAUUCGCAAGGAGACCGAUGAAGCAGAGAAGCAAGCUCGGGAGGAAGAGGAGGAGGAGGUCAAUCAGAAAGAAGAGCUGAUCAAGGAACGGGAUGAGCUGAGGACGGAAGCGGCGGAAAAGGAAAAGGCGAGCCGGAAUUUGAAGAGAGAGGUCAACACUUUGGAAAGACAGAACACUGCUGCACAGAAUGAGCGAUCGAAACACGAGCGGAUCCUCCAGCAGAAGAAGCAGGAUCGACAGAAAUUGAAGGACGAUAUCAUUCGCUGGCAGCGCGAGACCGAGGAGAUGAAGGCGGAUGUCGAACGCAUUCGACAAGAAAAAGCCAGUCAUUUGGAGGAGGCAGAGCAGGAGAAGGAGAAGUUGCGGGUCCGCCAAGCCGACGAGGCUGCUCUGGUCAAGGCGUUGGAUGAUGAGGUCAGGGAGAAGAGUACCGAGAUCAAGAAGAUGGAGCGUGCUAUGAAGAAUGGCUCCCCGAAUAGUGCCGAACCAGAGACGAAUUUGGUGCAGCAAUUGCAACAGGACGCCGAAGCUCAAAGAAUGUGGGACGGACAAGUGCUGUUGAUGCAACAGCAAUACGGCAUGACCGUGCAAAAGCUGGAGCAGGCCAAACGCUUGUAUGCGGAGCAGCAGAACUACCUCCAGACUCUGCAGGCUAAGCGCAGGCAGGAGGAAGCCACGCAGUACACCUCUCCACCGACCACGCAAGACCGCCAAAUCCGACGUGGUGACAGCCAGAGGAGUCGUCGAGCACAAAGCGGACACAGCUCAUCGGACAGUCCUCGUCUUACCAACUUUCCUCUUAGCAGUGGUGCUUUCGGUCCGAGCUUGACGAGCACUGCCUUCCCUGGCGCAGCAUUCCUCAACAUCCACAACGGGAUGACCAUCAGCCAGCCUACGGACGGAAUGACCAUGUCAGAUGAAGAUCGAGAUAGGCUGACAGGAGGCGCCUUGAUGAGUCCUGGAGCCGGAGCAGAUCUCCUCCCAGCUGAUCUGUUCGGCGAAGGAGAUAACGACAGAUUUAUCACGCCGCUUCCUGGUCUUGGGUCUCUUCCUGGAAUGUCCAAUCAAGUGAUGCAGGACCCAUAUCCUACCUCGCCGCAAUCUGGAAGGAGUAGUCGAGCCCAGAGCAUUCUCGCCAGUCCCCUCUCCAGUCAACUCAACCUCCACAUGGGAUCUCCAGAGCACCUCAUCGACGCCGAUCGGAGGUCUGUCCGUUCGACACGAUCGAACCGCGCUGCUAGUGGCAGCGGCAUGGUCUCAACGGGUAGUCGAUUCAGUGGCAUGUUCGGGAUCAAGCAACGAGCUAAAAAUGUCUCCGACGCCGAUGAUGGCCUGGCUCUGGGUAAGGCGCAGAGCCACUCCAUGCCACGUCAAGACGGAGGCAUCCCUGGUCUCGAAUCCGCUAGUAGGAAACGCAACAGUAGUAUUUCAGGCACCCUCGCCAGCGGCUCCUACCCCAGCGAAGGACCCAUUGAAGGACCAUCACAACCUCGAUCUGGAGCCGGCGCAUCGCUUAGAAGUCGAGCGUUUGGCAUCUUUAGCAAGGAAAAAAGUGGUGGUGAUGGCUGGCCGAGUACCUUCACCGGCCUGGGACGUAGACCUGCCUCUCCCAGACCUGGGUCCACCCACUCCAGUGAGCUCCCUCGCCCUUCCUUCGAUAGCAGUCGCUGGGGCGUCGACACUUGGCCGUCUGCGGACGCAGCGAGUGGAGGCGCAAGAAGCAGCCCUCUCGCAUUCGGCGCGACAAAUUGGAAUAUCCCCGUCGGCCAGCAGUCCCGCAUCUUCGGCUCCCGCCACCCUUCCCGUCGCCCAUCGCAGCAAUACGGCAACUCCGGCCCUCCCGCAGACAUCAUGGAAGACGAAGACUCGGACAUGCACGACUCUCGCGACCGGGCCCGGCACCUCGGUCCGAUAGGAAGUAAGCCUCCUCCCGGAUCGAAGAAAGCCGGAAAAGCGCCCGCCGUCCUCCCAUCCACAUCGUCCACCUCCGCCAUCGCUGCUGAUGAAGACGACUCCACCGCCUCUCCCGACGCGAAGCUCAAUCCUAACGCGAAAGAUUUCAAGUCCUUCUUCUCCAGCAUGCGCUUGCGGUCCAAGGACUCCGCGCCCUCGACCAUCGCUUCAUCGUCUUCUCAUCAACACCUCGAGAAUCAUACUGAUGUCGCCGAGCAUGAUGUCUCGCCCACAACAUCCCGCAAGUCGCGGGAUACACGAGACACCUACUCGGUCACCACUGCGUCUUCCAUCGCCGAAUCAGGUCGUAACUCGUACGACCUCGCGAGGACGGUGAGUGGGAGUAUGUCCGACAUCGCCACGCCGGGAGCGGAAGGUGGACGAGGAACAGGAAGCGCCCAGCCUAGCCCCAUGCUCGGCUCCUCUACCAGCAAAGAAAGUUUCAUGCAGAAACUCACGAGGAAGAGUUCGGCCGGAGGUAAAUUCACGCUGCCGACUUUUAAGCGCGAGCGGAGUCGUCUUGACACCUCUGUGCGGGACUUGCCCGGAUCUCCCGGGUUGAGUACGCCGGGUGAAGAAGCGGGUUUCGAUGAUUCUGCGGGUUUGGGCAGCAGUAGCGGGAAUUUGAAGGAAAGUGGUGGUGGAGAGGGGAAGAGAGGGAGUGUUAGGGGGUGGGGCAAUGUGUUGAAAUUUGGAGGAGGGAGCUCGAAGAAGGGGGCUAGUGCGGUGAGCGUCACGACUAGUGAGGAGGGCGUUACUGGGGACGAGGAGAGGGAGGAGAGGGAGUAA
Messenger RNA from Zymoseptoria tritici IPO323, 3564 nucleotides. RefSeq lists its product as uncharacterized. Gene Ontology annotation, molecular function: protein binding. The transcript is spliced from 2 exons. The record is from RefSeq and is a predicted model, not a curated record. NCBI's taxonomy places the organism in Eukaryota, Fungi, Ascomycota, Dothideomycetes, Mycosphaerellales, Mycosphaerellaceae. Bases 1 to 3564 code for a protein of 1187 amino acids.